CGAGCUUCAAACUCAAACUUUUGUCAUUGUCAUCCUUUGAGGUAUCUCCAUCAUCCCUGGACGCUUUAAGAGAAACUCAUAAACUUGAAAAGGACAAUGACAUUUCUGAAAUCUCCUUCAAAAUUGAGGGAUCGAAAAACUUUUCAUUGACCAUACUACAUGAUAAUUUCUUCCCCUUCCUCCCACCACAUAAAUCAAUGAAAAUCUGGAUAUUUGAUCCUGGAAAGAUUUCCAAAGUGGAGAGUCGAGAAAUUGAGCACUCCUAUGGAGGUCCUAGGAGUGAAAAUUUGAAGAAAAUUAAUUAUCAUGAUCCAAGCUUGAACGAUUGAACACAAUGAUGGCGUCGUGCCGCGACGUUAAAUUAGGCGCUUCUUGGGAGGCAACCCAAGCAAGGUAUGUUUUCUUUUCAGUUUAUUUCAGUAUGUGUGCGUGUGUAAAAAAAAAAAAAAAAAAAAGUGUAUCUGGGGACAUACCCGAUCGCGUAAUCUUCCAUACUCGGUCGGGUAUGGGUAAAAAUAGGGAGAACCGAGUUCCAUACUCGAGCGAAAUGGUCAGUAUUUUAAACAUUGGAGGCAUACUCGAUCGAGUAUCAGUAAUACUCGGUCGAGUAUGUCCAGAAAGGCAAAUCCAAAAAGAGCCUGUUUCCAGCACUCGAUCGAGUAUGGACAUAUACUCGGUCGAGUAUGUCUGGAAAAUCAACCUACCAGACCCUGUCUUGAAGGCCCGAUCGAGUAUUAAGCCAUAUUCGAUCGGGUAUUACUGGAAAACUUCAUACUCGAACCCCUGUGUUGAGUAUCCGAUCGGGUAAAUCUGCAACUUAACCCCAAAACACUCCCCAAAACACUUCAUCUUCUCCAGACACCCAUACCAACCUCGACCCCUUCUCCCCAAAACUCCAUUUUUCUACCUUCUCUCUACCAUAUCUCCAUCAUUUCCCCACCAAAACACCCACAACCCACCAAAAAUCAAAAUCACCCUACUCCACAAACAACAAAAGCCGAAAUUGGGCACUAGGGACAGUGCUUGAACUAAGUGUGGGGGAGGAGACUCAUCAUGGGUAUGUAAUCUUAUUUUCUACCUUUUACUACGCAUGAACUUCUUUAAAAAAAAAAACAAAAAAAUUGAAGAAAAGAAAUGCUAGUUAGGUUGAAAACCCAACAAAAUGGGCAAUCUAAGCAAAAAAAGGCUUGUGAAAAAUGAUGAGUGAGUUGGGAGAAUGGAAAAUGAAAAGAGAUGCUAGGAUGAAAACCUGAAAAGGCUCCUAGGCAAAAUGAGAGAUAUGAGAGAAAUAUUUAUUUUUGCAUGCACUCAUUUAAUCUCUUUGGAGAAAAAGAGG
This is a messenger RNA of Cuscuta epithymum, 1336 nucleotides long. Lineage: Eukaryota; Viridiplantae; Streptophyta; Magnoliopsida; Solanales; Convolvulaceae. The record is from the annotation of a GenBank genome assembly.